AUGCCGCCAGACGAGGAACACCUCGAUGCCUUAGAUGCCUUGGAUGCAGUGGACUACGAUCCGAUUGAACAUUUGAAUGCCGUUUUCUCCCAUCCUUCCACCCUCUCGUCCGUCUCUCAGAUAUCCGACGCUCUACACCAAUGUGAAGAUGAACUCGACGAUGACAUUGGCACCCUCGUGGAGGAGCAGGUCACCUCCAAUGCCGACAGCGUCGAACGGAUACAGGCGGCCAAAGCCGACCUAUCGGAGCUAUUUAAGAAAAUCGACGACGUCCGGGAACGCGCAUUGAAGACCGAGCAAGCAAUCACCGAUAUGACGGCGGACAUCAAGCAGCUGGAUAAUGCAAAGAAGAACCUGACGCUCUCGAUGACGGCGCUGAAACGAUUGCAAAUGCUGACUACGGCAUACGAUCAGCUCCAGGCGCUCAGCCGGACGCGACAAUACGGAGAUUGUGCCCAGCUUCUGCAGGCUGUGAUUCAAUUAAUGGCUCACUUCAAGUCAUAUCGCUCCAUCGACCAGAUUGCUAUGUUGAGUCGGAAUGUUGCAGAUAUACAACGCGAUCUCCAAGAGCAGGUUUGUGAGGAUUUCGAGAUUGCCUUUGCAAAGGGUGAAGUAGGCUCCAAGCGAGCGAUGCUCGCAGAGGCGUGUCUGGUCGCAGAUGCCUUGGGUGAUCAUGCACGGUCUCGUUUGAUGACUUGGUAUUGCAAUACGCAGCUCCGUGAGUACCGGCAGGUCUUCCGGAACAACGAAGAGGCUGGAUCCUUGGAUAACAUUUCCCGCCGUUAUUCGUGGUUCAAACGCAUAUUGAAGAUUUAUGAUGAGGAGAAUGCGGCCAUUUUCCCGGCUUCGUGGCGGGUGAAUGAAAUUCUUGCCAAUGUUUUCUGUGAGGGCACACGGGAUGACUUCAAGGGCAUCUUGUCUCGAUCUGUGCGCAGUGGACAGAAUCUUGAUGUCAAUUUGCUGCUUUCAUGUUUGCAGGAGACACUCGACUUUGAGCAUUCUCUUGAGCGUCGCUUUUCCCCUGCGUCGCGUGCUUCUACCGACACUUUUACUUCUACUGAGCCGCCAGUGUUUAGCCAGUCUAUCUCCGAGGCAUUUGAGCCAUAUCUCAGUGUCUGGGUUGAGGCCCAGGAUAAGCAGCUCGCAGCAUUGCUCCCCAAGUACCGGCAGCAACCCCUUAAAGUUCCAGACGAAGAAUUCAACUCCCACAUUGUCAUAUCAUCCUCGACUGAACUGUUUACAUUCUAUAGGCAUGCUUUGCAGCAGUGUGCCAAACUCUCAACUGGCGGCAGUCUGGCAGAGCUCGCAAAGGUAUUUGCAAAAUAUCUAGACCAGUAUGCGCAGCAGGUCCUUCUCAACUAUAUAAGUGAGCGGCCCACGGGCCACACGCCCUCUCGGGUUCCCACGAUAGAGGAGUUGGUCUCAGUUUUGAACACGGCAGAUUACUGCUACACAACCUGCACUCAGCUGGAAGAGAAGAUCAGGGGCAGGUUAGAUGAGAAUCUGAAGCAAUCUGUUGAUCUGCAAAGCCAAGCGGAUUCAUUUAUGGGGAUUGCUUCCGCUGCUGUACGGGGUCUGGUUCGUCAAGUCGAGGUCCAGCUUGAACCAUCCUGGCGAGAGAUGCGUAACACGCCAUGGGCCAAGAUCGAGGCUGUCAGCGAUCAGAGCUCGUACGUUGCUGAAAUGCUUUCUCACACGAAAGAUAAAGCAUCGGAAAUCCUGCAGCUGUUGCAUAAGCAGCAAUAUGCUCGUGCGUUCUCUGAUCAUUUGGUGGAACUCAUGUCAAGCCAGUUCAUUAGCAAUGUCUUCCAAUGCAAGCCUGUAUCGGAAACUGGCGCUGAACAGAUGCUCCUCGACUCUUACACCCUCAAGAGCGGUCUUUCAUCUCUUCUUCCUGCCCCCGCCCCAACUGGCUUCGUGAAGCGCGUAAACACAAGCUUCUUCAAGAUCGAAACCCUCCUCAAAACUCUCCAGGUCCGCCCCUCACCACCAGAAGCUCUAGUCCAAGCAUACCUAAUCCACAUCGCGGACCGAAAUAACAACAACUUCCGCAAAAUUCUCGAUCUAAAAGGCAUUCGCAGCCGCCAAGAACAAAACCACCUUGUGGAACUAUUCCAGCUCCACCGCGCCUCAGACCGCUACGCCUCCAGCCUCCAGCCCAACAACCCCAUCCUCGCUGCCCUUCAAGGGCCCACGACCACCGGCACGACCUCUGUAUCUCAAGGCCUAGGACUCGGCAGCGCCAGCUCAGCGAUGCCAUCCCGCUUCGAUGCCUCUAUGCUUGGCUCGGCAAUUAUCUCCGCAGCAAAGGAUGGCGUCGACCGCUUCGGGAAUCCUAGUCUGACGACCCUCAGCGCUGCAGGAGCCCCAGCCUCUGGAUCGGGCGUCACCAGUCCAUCCGGCACCUCUUCCCCAGCUCCCGCCGGAUCAAUGCUCCAGCCUAAUAAUGUGCAGAACUCUGAAGGGACACCCGGAGGUAAUCUCAAUGAGAACCUAAAGAAUAUUGGGAAAUUCUUCCGUCGUGACCUGGGUGGAUUUGGUGGGAGGUUUGGUCGGAGUGCUGAAGAUGGAGCUUAG
Messenger RNA from Penicillium nucicola, 2577 nucleotides. RefSeq names its product putative GARP complex subunit Vps53. The coding region runs from base 1 to 2577 and encodes 858 amino acids. The transcript has 3 exons. Lineage: Eukaryota; Fungi; Ascomycota; Eurotiomycetes; Eurotiales; Aspergillaceae. The record is from RefSeq and is a predicted model, not a curated record. Gene Ontology annotation, biological process: retrograde transport, endosome to Golgi. Gene Ontology annotation, cellular component: GARP complex.